Messenger RNA from Teleopsis dalmanni, 4810 nucleotides. It is a transcript of the gene bon, whose product is annotated as E3 ubiquitin-protein ligase TRIM33. The transcript has 11 exons. The coding region runs from base 973 to 4362 and encodes 1129 amino acids. NCBI's taxonomy places the organism in Eukaryota, Metazoa, Arthropoda, Insecta, Diptera, Diopsidae. The record is from RefSeq and is a predicted model, not a curated record. Gene Ontology annotation, biological process: positive regulation of DNA-templated transcription. Gene Ontology annotation, molecular function: ubiquitin-protein transferase activity; protein binding; zinc ion binding. Gene Ontology annotation, cellular component: nucleoplasm; chromatin.
GUUAACAUACCUGGCAAACAUAUUCGCCUUAAAAGUUUUGCAAAGAAUAUCAACGUCAAUAAUCUGUGAGAUGUAAGUAGAAAAUGUCAAAAAGAAAAAACGCGUUUAGCAAAUAUUGCGUGGGGAAAGGUUUCUUCCAAUACGGCUUUCUGUAUUUUGUUAAACGCGAUAUUUAACUCAUUAAUAAUUACAAAAGAAAACAACAAAGUCAAUUUAAAGUAAAAUGACUCUAUAUAUGAAUUAGUGGAUUGAUUUAUUUAUAACAAAAUCCGAACAAAAGUACCCAAAGAAAAAUAAAACAUACAAAAUUCAAAAUGGCUGCCAUGCUAUGUCACAAAUAAAAAAUUUCUGUACAGUGUGAAGCGUCGACGAAGAAAGAAAAAUUUGUAUUCGCCGUAAAUUUUACCUGUUUUUGCAUUUUAAAACAAUAAAAUUUAUUUUAUUACAAACAAAUAAACAAAUUCAAAUGUGUACUGUAAACAAAAAGUGUAAAUAAAAAGGAAACCUAUGAAACCAAGAAUGUUUUGAAUGAAAACGAAAAAUGAGUGAUUGUAGUUUUAAUUAGGAUUGUGCAAACGAAGUAAAAUUGCAUUAAUUAUAUGUGAAAAAAAAUAUAUAUGUAUGUAUAUGCAUAUAUAUAUAUUUAUAUAUAAAUAAAUAACAUAGUUAUAAUAAGUUAAUGUUAGUAUUAAUAUAAUAGAUUAUUAUAAAAGAAAAAUUUUUUAAAAAUUAUGUCAAAUUACAAAUUUGGAAAAUUGAGCGCAUUUAAUAUGAAAUGAUUUUUGGACUGGUCUUCACAUUUUAUUUUGGGUUUAUACCUAUUUAGAUAAUUGUGUUGUUGUCUUUCAAAAACACUUUACAAAAUUAUAAUUAAUGUGUCAAAAAAUGUUUUUUCCGUCAAAAAAAUUAUAAUAAAACAAAUUUGAUAUAUUAUUAAAACUAAAGAACGAGCAUUUUUUUUAACAUCUAAACAUGAGUUCAGCCAUGGAGUUAGAAGAGCUAGAAAAUCUUAGCAAAAGUGACUUUUUACCACUUAUACCGCUUAUCAAGCAGGAACAAAUUGACACUGUUAUGCCAGAAGCUAAUGCACAAGAGCAGUUGUCAACAACUGGGAGUGGUGCAACGGCAUUAACAUCAUCCUCCAUUGGUAAUCCUUGUGAUAGUGCAGAAAAGCGGACUGAAUCUACAUCGUCCGUCUCAAAAUUUGCACUUCACAAAUGCGUUUGGUGCUCACAAACACUAAAUAUAAAUGAUCGUCCAAAACUGUUGGAAUGUUUACAUGUUGCGUGUUCACAAUGUGUGAGCACAAAAUUUUCAGAAUUGGAUCGUACUUUACCUCCAUUAAUACAUUGUCCAAUGUGCAAUAUGGCAUCGCAGAAUGAGUUCAUUGUGGACAAUCAAUUUUUAAUUGAGCAGUGCACAGCCAAUGGUGAGAACAAUGGAGAUGGAAGCUCUACUUCUGAUGCUAAAGCAUCAGUGACUGCUAGUAUACAGUGCAGCAGUUGUUCAGACAAUGCUGUAGCUACAUCGUGGUGUGUAGACUGCUCGGAAUAUAUAUGCGAUAGUUGUGUACAAGCCCAUCAGCGUCUUAAAAUAACUAAGGAUCAUACUAUUAAACCAAAGGAAGAAGCAAAUAAUGAACAAUUGCCAGGAGCUGCAGGCGUAGAUAAACUUCAUUUAUGCAAUUUACAUCCACAGGAAAAACUAUCAUUGUUUUGCGAAACUUGCGAUAAACUAACCUGUCGUGACUGUCAACUCAGUGAUCAUCGUGAUCACAAAUAUAAAUUUGCACAUGAAAUUGCUACAGAAACGCGUCACGCGUUAUCAACUCUUGUUUCAGAAAUAAACUAUAAAAGAUUCCUACUUUCAUCAGCUACUAAGGUGAUUGAUGAUCGGCAACAACUUAUAUCGGAUAAGAAAAAAGAUUUGAUCAAAGAAAUUACCGCAAUGGUGGUUAAAAUAACUAACACUGUGAAUCAUCGUGGUAAACAAUUGGUUAUGCGCUUAAAUGAAGUUUGUGACAGCAAAAUGAAAGUUUUAAUUGAAAAGAAAGACGCAUUGCAGUUACUUUCUGAUAAUACUGAUCAUUGUAUAGAGUUUAUGUCGAACGCAUUAGAUAAAGGUAGUGAUUAUGCUAUUUUAUCAAGUAAAAAGUCUUUAGUUCGACAUCUACAAAAGCUAAAAUGUCAACGUGCUGAUAUACCAAAUCCAGAAAUUCCAGUACGUAUACAAGUGCAGUUAAAUCAGGCUGCAGAAUUACAGAAAGUUAUAUCACAACUUGGAACCGUCAUAGUGGAUGGCAAACCAUAUCCGCCAACACAGUCACCAAAUGGUCCACCACGACAACAACCUAGCCCUAAUAUGGCACCACCAUUACGACCAGGUUUGCCACCUGGUAUGUCACCUACUGGUCCACCAGGAACAUUUGUUCCCCAAAAUGGUCCACCAAUUUACAAUAAUGGCACACAACAAUUCAAUAACAUGCAAAUAAAUCGAACAUUUCCUGGUGACGGACCAGGUAAAGUUCGUUUUGCUGGUGGAUUACCAGUUGGUAUGCAGCGGCAAGGACAACCACAUGUUAGUUCCUCUACUCAUCCACAGAAUAUGGAUAUAAGCCUUCGUGGCUUAUUAAAUAAUCAAGCAGCUCAAAGUCCAAAUCAACCACAUAUGUCUUUUAAUGGCCCACCAAAUUAUCCAGGAGGUCCACAAGGUGCUCCGUCGCCGCAUCAGCAAAUGGGUCCGCAAAUGCGACCGCAUUUUAUGGGCGGUCCACCGGGACAACAACAUCAGAAUUUUACCCAAAAUCCGCCAGGUGGACCGAACAACCCAAAUUUUUUAAAUAACAAUCCUCGUUUUCCAAAUUAUCAACGAAUGUCUACCCACGCUCAGCAACAGGCAGCAGUAGCUGCUAUGACAUCAAGCGGAGCCGGUCCAGGAGGACCAUGUGGCGGCCAAAUUCCUUCACCUGGGGCCAUGCAGAGACCUCAAAUAAUGAAUAAUCCGAUGCAGAAUAAUUUGGGGUUUCAUGGAAGCCAGUCAGUUUUCAGUCCCGGCCCACCAACAUCAUCCCCUCAAUUAGGCGGCAGUAUCAGUAGUAUGCAUACCGGGGCAAAGUGGCAUAUACCACAAUCAGCUCAGCAAAUAAAUGCAUGUCCCCAGCAAGGACCAAUGAUGCAGUUUGCGAAUGGUCGUCAAAAUGAAAAUUUUAAAAUCUCUCUAAAAUCUCCUAUUACUUUGAAAAAUUCUACUACCCCAAACGGUAACGCCGCAGGGAAUGCCUCACAAAGCAAUAAUUCAUCAACAUCCUCAUCUACACCAAUAAACGCUGCAUCAUUGGGACUUGGUCCAGCAGUUUCCAUUUUGCCGAAUGUAACGUCAACAAAUCCUAAAACACCGAGUCCUAGUACUAAUGAGAAUUCAAAAGAUUUUACUGAACCAAUUGAUAAAGUACGGGAUGACUCAAUUAAUGAUCUAAUGGCUACUAUAGCAAAGCUAGAUUCAAACGGAGUACAAGUACUACCUGAAGGACGUACAAAAACAACUUCUCCACAAGUACAUAGUUCAACAGAUUUAUCAAAUACUCAAGAAGUUAAUAAUAAAAAUGAUCAAAAAGACGAUCCAAACGAGGAUUGGUGUGCAGUAUGUCUGGAUGGUGGGGAGUUAAUGUGCUGUGACAAAUGUCCCAAAGUAUUUCAUCAAAAUUGUCAUAUACCCGCAAUUAUUUCACUACCAGAUGAAAGUGAGAGCUGGCAGUGUCUUUUAUGUGUUAACCUAAAGGACCUCGCUAAUGCAGAGAAUACACAAAAAUCAGGUGGAUUAAGCCGUUUGGAGCUACAAAUACUACAACGUAUAUGCCUUGAAUUAUAUUGCCAAUAUGAACAAAGCUUACAAUUUCGGGAACCGGAAACACCAGCAAAUGCAGCUUAUUACGAAGUUAUUUGCAAUCCAAUGUCUUUGGAUGUGGUUCGAACAAGAUUGGAUCCCAGCAGUCCUAAUCAUUACAAGGAAUGUUCAGCCUUUAUAGCAGAUGUGCGCUUAAUAUUCAAAAAUACGUUUCUUUUCUAUCAAGAGGAUUCAAAAACCUACAGAAAUGCAAAAUAUCUGGAAAAUUUUUUUGAAGAACAGUUAUCUAAAUGGCUGCCAAAUUUCGCAUUAAAAACACAUAAAAACUCUCAUUCAGCAUCCUCGUCUCCAAGCCUUAUAAGUAUAAGCCCAGGAUUGAUAGGAUCACCAGCAUCGGGUACUUCGGUUGAGAAUGGAAGAAAAAGCUGCAGCGCAGCACUACUAGGCAGUAAAAAUAGCUCAGACGAUAGUGGAGAUGGAUGCAAUCCUCCAAAAAGAGUACGAAAACACACAGAAUAGGACAAAGCUCAAUUAUCGAAAAUGCUAAUGCUAAUUCAGAACAUAUCCGACUCUUUCAUUAUAAUUUUUUAAUCAUUUGAAUAUUUUUUAAUUGUAGAAAUAAUGUGUGUAUGAUCUAAUCUACGAUUUUAAUUUAUUUUUAUUUACAUUUAAAUAUAUCAAAUAGUUUUGAAUAAUUAAAUUUAAAUAUAUAUAUAAGAUUACAUUAUAUUAUAGUUGUAGGCAUAUCUACAUAUUGAAUUAUUUUAAAAGGAUUUCAAUUUAAUAACGAAUUUUUUUUUUGUUCCAUGAAGAAAAAGUUGAAUUGUUUAAUUUAAUUUUUUCAAAUACCAUACAAUUCCAAUCGUUGUCUUCACAAAAAAAAGAAAAUAAGAACAACAAGGAAGAAAAAAAAGAUAAACAGAACAAUGUAUAUGGCAUUAACAUAAAAUCUUCCUUUUCAUAGAAA